Messenger RNA from Pediculus humanus corporis (human body louse), 852 nucleotides. RefSeq names its product zinc finger protein DHHC domain containing protein, putative. Gene Ontology annotation, cellular component: Golgi apparatus; endoplasmic reticulum. Lineage: Eukaryota; Metazoa; Arthropoda; Insecta; Psocodea; Pediculidae. Bases 1 to 852 code for a protein of 283 amino acids. Gene Ontology annotation, biological process: peptidyl-L-cysteine S-palmitoylation; protein targeting to membrane. The transcript has 2 exons. The record is from RefSeq and is a predicted model, not a curated record. Gene Ontology annotation, molecular function: protein-cysteine S-palmitoyltransferase activity.
AUGAAAGAAUUAAUGUUUAAACGUCGCGUAAAUUUAUUGCCGAAAAAUUUUUUGGAAUAUCCCUGUUUGCUAUUUAUUAUAUUUAUCAUACCCGUAACGUACUGGUUUGAAAUAUGGGUAGUUCUUCCUUGCCUUUUUGCAGAAUAUCCAAUAGUAUACUGGUCUUGCUUUUUAUUUGGGCAUUUUAUAUUGCAUAACGUUGUUGGUAAUUUAUUAGGAAUACUAAUGUUGGAUACUAGCAUUAAUGGCAGGAUAAUGCCUACAGCAGACGUGCCUGGAGUACGUUAUUGCUCCAUUUGCAAUUCAUACACUCCACCUCGAUCAUUUCAUUGCUCUUCUUGUAAUACUUGUAUACUAAAGAGAGACCAUCAUUGUGUGUUUACUAGCUGUUGCAUCGGAUUUUUCAAUCAUCGCUUUUUUUUUUAUUUCGUAUUUUAUUUAAUGAUUGCAACAUCUCUUUUUGCACCAUUUAAUUUGUAUUUUGUUAAAAGUAAUUUAUCACUCAAUCACUAUAAUUUAGCUUUUGCCAUUUUAUUUCCAUUCGCUGCAUUACUUUUAGAUUUAGGUUCUGAUACAUUUGAUAUUAAUCUUCUGUACUUGUUGAUAUCAGUUAUCGGUAUUAUUGGUAUAUUAUUUUGCACAUCUUGGUUUUAUUUUCAUUUAAAAUUAAUUCUUAAAGGCACCGUUGUGUAUGAAAUGAAAAACUUGAAUAAUAUUUAUAACCUGGGUAAAAGAAAAAAUUUAGAAAUGGUCUUUGGGCAAAGGUGGCCACUAACAUGGGUCUCACCUUUUUUAUACUCUCAACUACCUUGCGAUGGAAUUUCUUUUCCAGUAAUCAGUUUACCGACUUAA